This is a messenger RNA of Hyaena hyaena (striped hyena), 3626 nucleotides long. RefSeq names its product platelet and endothelial cell adhesion molecule 1 (gene PECAM1). The record is from RefSeq and is a predicted model, not a curated record. Gene Ontology annotation, biological process: cell surface receptor signaling pathway. The coding region runs from base 403 to 2586 and encodes 727 amino acids. The transcript is spliced from 18 exons. NCBI's taxonomy places the organism in Eukaryota, Metazoa, Chordata, Mammalia, Carnivora, Hyaenidae. Gene Ontology annotation, molecular function: transmembrane signaling receptor activity.
UGGGCCCAGUGCUCAGGCCAUUGGCUCAGGGCACCCUGGGCCUGAUAUCACACCCAGGUCCUUGAUGGGAGGACACUGGGCAAACGAUGAGUGGGGACCCCAGAGACAGUGAAGGAAGCUUCCUGACCAGGAAGGAGUUCUUGAGACACUGUCAGACUCAGCAGGCCCUUCUCUGACUGCCCAGCUCCGCCAACCAGGCUUCCUGUUCAAGCUGAGGUGAUGGUUGAUCAUAAGAAGUUGACCUACCCUUCUGCCAGCCCCAAGAGAAAGGACCAAGCGCUACACACAAGCUGGACUGAGAGCCACCCCGGGCAGAUUUAUCAGUGCCACGUGGGAAGUGUCUUCUGCCCCAGGGGCAUGGCCCGAAGACAGAACUAACUGCCUCAAGUCUUUGCUCUCAGGAUGAAGCUGGAGGUGGCCCAAGAGGGCAAGAUGUGGCUGGGAAUUCUGCUGGCGCUUACGCUUUGUCCAGGCCUUGAAGGACAAGAAAACUCUUUCACUAUCAACUACAUCCACAUGAAUAUCCUGCCAGGACAGAAGGUGCAAAAUGGGCAGAACCUGACCCUGCAGUGCAUCGUGGACAUCAGCACCACCUCCCAGGUCAAGCCUCUGCACUGGGUGCUGUUCUAUAAGGAUGAUGUGCUGUUUCACAAUGUCUCCUCCACAAAGAACACAGAGAGUUAUUUUAUUCCCCAAGCCCGGGUCUCUCAUGCAGGGAUCUAUAAAUGCACCGUGAUUCUGAACAAGAAGGAGAAAACCACAAUAGCGUACCGGGUGUCGGUGAAAGGAGUGUCCAAUCCCAGAGUGACAGUGAACAAGAGAGAGGCAAUAGAAGGCGGAGUCAUAACGGUCAAUUGUUCUGUCCCCGAGGAAAAUCCCCCAAUACACUUCACAGUUGAAAAACUCAAACUAGAUGAAAAAGAUUUCAAGGAAACAAGAGAAAAAGUUUCUCAGAACCAGAAUUUUAUGGUGGUGGAAUUCACAGUGGAGGAGGAGGACCAUGUCAUUUUUUUCCAGUGUCAAGCCAGAAUCUUUUCUGGGACCAAUGUGGAGACGUCUGAAGCCACCAAGAGUGACAUGGUCACUGUGACAGAAUCCUUCUCUCAUCCCAGAUUCUACAUCAGCCCUGUGGGAGUGAUCACAGAAGGAGAUCAGCUCAACAUUAAGUGCACCAUUCAAGUGACGCACCUGGUCCAGUCAUCUCCAGAAAUCAUAAUCCAGAAGGACAAGACAAUUGUAGCACACAAGAUGCAUGGCAAUGAGGCCAUCUACUCAGUGAUGGCCAUGGUGGAGCACAGUGGCAACUACACAUGCAAAGUGGAAGCCAGCCGGAUAUCCAAGGUCAACAGCAUCGUGGUCAACAUAACAGAGCUGUUUUCCAAGCCGAAGCUGGAAUCCUCCACCACCCGCCUGGACCACGGUGAAAGACUGAACCUGUGGUGCUCCAUUCCAGGAGCACCUCCAGCCAGCUUCACCAUCCAGAAGGAAAGCACGGUUGUGUCACUGUCCCAAAAUUUCACCAAGAUAGCCUCAGAGAAGGACAGAGGGACAUACACCUGCACUGCAGGCAUCGGCAAGGUGGUCAAGAAAAGCAAUGCAGUCCAGAUAACUGUGUGUGAAAUGCUCUCCAAGCCCAGGAUUUUUUAUGACUCCAGCUCUGAGGUGAUAAAAGGACAGACCAUAGCAGUCAGUUGCCAGUCCAUAAAUGGAACCACACCAAUUACUUAUCACCUUUUAAAAGCAGGUAGCAUUUUGGAGAGUUGUAACAUGAACUCCAACGAGCCUGCAGUAUUCAAAGAUAAGCCAACAAAAGACGUCGAAUACCAGUGUAUGGCAGAUAAUUGUCAUUCCUAUACCGAAAUUGCCAGUGAAGUUCUGCGGGUCAAUGUGGUAGCCCCAGUGGAUGAAGUGAAGCUCACGAUCCUGCUGACUGAGGAGGUGGAGUCUGGGAAGGAACUUGUGCUUCGAUGCUCCGUGAAUAAUGCAUCUGGUCCAAUCACCUACAGGUUUUACAGAGAAAAGGAGGGCAGUCCCUUCUACCAGACCGUCUCGAAUGACACCAAAGCCAUUUGGCACAAGGAGAAGGCCAGCAAGGAACAUGAGGGACAGUAUUACUGCACAGCCUUCAACAGAGCCAACUCUGUUAAAAGCAAUUCCCAAAGCAACAUACUGAACGUCAGAGUCUUUCUUGCCCCAUGGAAGAAAGGACUUAUUGCCGUGGUUGUCAUUGGAGUGAUAAUUGUCACCGUGAUACUUGGAGCCAGAUGCUGUUUUCUGAAGAAAGCCAAGGCCAAGCAGACGCCCAUGGAGAUGGCCAGGCCAGCAGUGCCGCUUCUGAACUCCAGCAAUGACAAGAUGUCAGAUGCCAACACUGAAGCCAACAAACAUUACGGUUACAGUAAAGAUGUUAGAAACCAUGCAAUGAAACCAAUGAAUGAAAGUAAAGAGCCUCUGACCGUGGAUGUGGAAUACACAGAAGUGCAAGUGACCUCAUCUGAGAGUCAUCAAGGUCUGGAAAGCAAGGGCACAGAGACGGUAUACAGCGAAAUCCGGAAAACUAAUCCUGAUGUCACGGAAAAAAGAUAGUCUAGAACGGAAGGCUCCCUCGAUGGAACUUAGGACUGCGAGGGCGAUGGUCCUCCUUAGAAAGACAUCCACAUUCCAAGAAGAGCAGAUGAUUCCUGUAUUCCAAGAGCUCUGUGCACUUAUUUAUGAACCUGCCCUGCUCCCACUGAACAGAGCAAUUCCUCAGGCCAAGUCACCAGUUCUUAUUUCCAUCUUACUACAUUUAUGGGGGGGCGGGUAUAAAGAGAUACGGAGGGGCUGAUUGAGUCCCCCACGGCACCCCCCUCUCACCAAGCUGGAGCAUCCUCAGGAGUGAGGAGCUGCCGAAGGAGGUUCAGGGUUAAACGGCCAUUGGGAUAUUUUGAAACUUGAAUAUUUUUGUCUUGCACGGAGAUCAAGAACUUGUCCAAGUAUCUUCACACACAGAAACCAUUUUUUGUUUUGUAGCCAAUCACUUCUGGCUGGGCUUAGGGGCUUUUUUUUUCCCCCCCUCUUUGCCUUUGGUCCUUCAAAGGCCUGUGGUUCUGGCCGGUCGUCGUUCCUUGGAAGCGCACGGCACUGACCAGACAGCACACCCUGUUCCCUCCACGAUCUCGCCUACUACAAGUGCCGCGACAAAGCUGCUUGGGAGUGACCCCUCCGAGAUGCCAGCCUGAAGAUCAGAUUCAUUCUGGGCAAUGCACAGAAGAGAAAACGAAGUCGGACAGAGCACAGAUGGUCUUACACUGUUUUUCUAUACCCUUUCUUUCUUUUCCUUUACCAUGCUGCAGGCUGCAAGAUGGGGAGAUGUUUGCCUACAGCAAAUAUUGUUUUUAAUAGAAAAAUGAAAUGCAUAUUUUCUUACUAAUUUUUUUUAAUUUAUUCCUUGCUAAGGAAAUGGUCCCCUGAGGUCUUACAAUGUUCCUGAGGGUGUCUUGAGUGGGUUGACGAGUAGCCCCGGCCAUUUCACGGUGGAAGUUCACUAGUGAGCACACCUGAGAUCAUUUCCCCCCACAUCUCCAGCCACCUCAGUGACACAGCUGCAGGGUAUUGCAUUAAAUAAAUUUGAUCUUCACUCUUCA